CGCAGCAGAGGUACAACAACAAGUCUCCCAGAACCUUUUUUUUUGUCAUUACCUUUCUUUCAAACGCAUUGCGGUGUCAAGUCUUCUAUAUUUGGCGGUUUAUCUUUUAUAUUUGGACUGCAUGCAGAAUGUCAGUGUUACAGCUCUCUGCAUUAGCUGUUGGCGUAUUUUGGGGAUUUCAGUUGAACUUUAAUGCAGUAACCUUUUCAUCUACAUAACUUUUUGAAGUCCCUAACCUUCGGCAUUCGUAUGCGUGAACUACCGGUAGCUGUCGAUGAAAAUCGUGGUGUGCUUGUGUCCUUUUUAUUCAUCAUGCAUUUAUAAUUUUUAAGAUUCAUUAUUUACAUUUUGGAUCAUUUCCAUCAGACAAGGUUCCAAUUUUAUAUCAUCAUUAACUAUGGAUAAAUCGUUAUGCCUAUGUGAGCUAUUCACCAUCUUCGUUUUUUUUAUCAUUACUGUGUCAUCUGCGCCAACAUGUAAUGGAAAGUCAUCCUGCAGUGAAAAAUUAAUGGUCACCAUUUAUCCUGGACACUGGCCUUCGAACUAUUGCAGAAUGAAGAAUGUUGUCUUCAACACAGGUGAUCGCAUCUUGCGGGUAGAUGGCGAUAUUCGGGAGUUAGACAAAUGCCACAAAGUGAGAGAUUUGUGGAAGUUUGAAAGCUCUGAAAUUGUUUCCGAGCAGUCACUGAACAAUAUUAUUUGUGAUCAAGUUUUCACAAGAGGACAUUUUUUCACCACUUAUUACUUUCAUGGCAGCAAUUAUUUUCAUUUACAUUACGAUACCAUGCUUCCUAUGUUUCUUGCUCUGCAUCAAGAUCCCAUCAAGACCAUCCGCGCAAAAGACGUGGCUCUACUUCCUGCAAUUGAAACUGUCAGAGGCGAGGGUAUUGAUUGGAAUACAGAUGCAUUUGAUGAUCAAAAUUCAUACUGGAUGCAAAUGCUUAUGAUGAUUUCUAAACCUCAUCGCUUGUUGCCUUUGGAUCGUAGGUUGACGGGUGUCAAUAAAACUAUAUGCUUUCAAGAGGCUUACUUUGGUACUCCCAAAGUAAAUUUUUCUAAUCCUGACCUUUUGCAUUCGUAUGCUGAUUAUGUGAAGAGUGCUUAUGGUGUGAAACGUACUGCUUCUGUUGCAGACAAGCCUAAAGUUGGUCUUAUUCAUAGGGAAGGCCGGAGAAAAAUCUUAAAUGAAGACGAAUUAAUGAAAAGUGUAUCAUCAUUUGCGAGUGUAGAUUUGGUGGAUUUCUCUCAUAUAUCUGUAAAAGAACAGAUUGAAAAAGUCCAACAAUAUAAUGUACUUAUUGGCAUGAAUGGAGCUGGAUUGGUGAAUGCACUGUACUUGCCCAAAUCAAGUGUUGCUGUCCAACUUGUGCCAUAUAAGGCUCAACUCAAUGUCGAAGAAUUUGCCAAUCUGCUGAAAGCUCGGGGCCCAUAUUUAGAAUGGCAUAACAAUCAUCCAGAACUCGAUCGGCGAAUUCCAGAAGAUAUAUUUAGGAAUGGUGCUGACACUGUUGUUGAUGUAAAUGAAUUUGUACAAACUGUACAUAGAGCUGUAGAAAUGUAUCAUAAUAAUUUGAAAAUUUGAAAGAGAAGGAGCAUAGAUUGUUUUUACAUAUGCAUUUAUAUGUUUUUAGGAAUGUGAUUCCUUGUUGAAAUAUUAUGAGAUUUUACUGUUUAAGUGAAAGUUUAUAAGCUAAAAUUCUAUAAUAAUCAUGUAUGCAUUAAUGCUAGAUGAGGGAAAAAAUGUGCUUGAUAUGGAACCUUUAAAAUAAAGUAUGUAUUAAAUGGUUAAAUACUUCCAUAUAACAUUUUUUAUGUACAGUAAUUAUUCAAUAUUUAUUUAAAACUGUUUUUAAUGCAUAUAUGAAUUUAUAAUCUUAAUCUAGUAGUUUGCAUAUCCAUUUCUUUAUGUGAAAAUGUUAAAUGCAUGCUUGCAGUUCUGUUAAUUUAAGUUUUAAUAUUUAGACUAGUAUAAAUGCAACUAUGUUAGUUUGUUAUUAAUAUUCUGGGGACUGAAAUUUUGAAUUUAGGUCAUGUAACAAAUAUAGAAGAUUUAAACUUUUUUUUUAAAUAAUUUUUAUAAUGCAUAAAUAAUACUAUAUUUUGUAUAAUAGAUAAGCUUUAAGUAUAUUUGAGUAACAUAUUACAAAACUGAGAAAGUAAAUGCAAAUUAAAAUUUAACUAUAAAUUUAAAUAUUUUUAUAAUCAGAACUAAACUAGAAGUGAUCACUGCUCUUAACUGAAAAUACUGUGGUUAUUCUAAUCUGAGAAUAACUAAUGCAGUGAUAUAACAUCAGUUUUUUUGACAAGCAGCUGAAUUCCACUUUGACGAAAAGUGCAAGAGAAUCAUAAAUGUUAUUGCAGUCCUCAAAGUAUUAAAUGUAAUAUAUUUCAAAAUUUUGAUGUACAGAUGAUUAAUUUUAGAGUUUACAUAUAUUACUGAUUUUAAGAAGAAACUAUUACUCUAUGAUAGAUCUCAUAAAUGUAGUUAAUGAAGAUGCUUAAAUUUGUUUGACCGACUUUGUUAUAUAAGGUGCCUUGUAAGAUAGACAAAUAUGUAUUUUGAAGCUGUUGAAAUGUAUAUUUUGUUGAAAGGAACAUGCCUAUUAUAUUCCUUUAUUUUUGGAAUUAGUUAUGAUUAAAAAAUACUAAAUUGUUUGUAAAAUAUUUGCAUAAAAAAUUGUGAUACUGUUAUUUACAUCUAUUGUACAUACUUGUAAAUACAUAUUUUUUGUUUCAUUACAGAAUAUAUAUUGGCUGCAUGUAGAGAAGUUUAAUAUAAUAUAUGAAUAGUAUUUAUCUGGUUAAAUGUUAGACAUUUGUUACGUACCAGUUUUUAAUCAUAUAAUUGCUAGAGAAAAUAUGUUGUUUGUUAUGUCAGCUUGCUGAUUUUAAUUUUUCAUAAAUUACAUUAGAGAAAGCAUAGUGUCACUUUAGCAACAAAUUAUUCGAAUAUAUUUGACAAGCAUAUAUCAGGUAUGAGUUAAAUCAGGAUGUAAAAUUAUAAUUGUAGAAAAUAUAUUAAUGCCCCCCAAAAAAUUGAAAAAAUAAACUUCAAGAUAAUUUUUACUCUAAAAUUUAUUUGAUAACAGUGGGUAUUAUAUAAAUAAAUUUCAACAUAAAUUAGUACUGCAAAAAUCUUUUCUAGAAGAUUGAAUUAUUUCUUUAUUAACUUUAUAUUUAAUUAAAAGUUGAAUAAUAAUCUAGGUAAUUAGGUUCACUAUCUAAAGUGACAAUAUGCAGAGUUAAAUUUUAAGCUGAAUGUUAAGAUAUUCAUAGCUUAUGCAGAAAUUUGAAAUUGUAUUUUUUUUCAGAAAAAUUAUGUAACUAUUAAUCAAACUGUUUUCUUUUAAAAAUGAGGCAUUCCAGUUGGUUAUAAAAAAUGCUCACUUUUUAGAAAUUUUUAAUAAAAAGAUCUUAAAAACAAUCAUUGUAGUUUUUAUUUAAAUAUGGUAAAUUUGACAAGGCAUAUAAAAAUAAAAACAUAUUUAGGAACCAAUAUUAAAAUAAAAUGUAAAUAUUUAAAUGAAAGAAUAUGUUUUGUUAUUUCUAUCAUGAUUAAUUCAGAAACAGUUUAGUCUUUUUUUUUUUUUUUUUUUUGGUAAAAAAAACUUGACCUAAAAUACUUAAUAAUUUCUACAUGACAAACAUUGUUU
Messenger RNA from Stegodyphus dumicola, 3653 nucleotides. Its product is annotated as protein O-linked-mannose beta-1,4-N-acetylglucosaminyltransferase 2-like. Gene Ontology annotation, molecular function: glycosyltransferase activity. The record is from RefSeq and is a predicted model, not a curated record. NCBI's taxonomy places the organism in Eukaryota, Metazoa, Arthropoda, Arachnida, Araneae, Eresidae.